This is a messenger RNA of Leptidea sinapis, 1337 nucleotides long. RefSeq lists its product as uncharacterized. Bases 68 to 1321 code for a protein of 417 amino acids. The record is from RefSeq and is a predicted model, not a curated record. The transcript is spliced from 9 exons. Lineage: Eukaryota; Metazoa; Arthropoda; Insecta; Lepidoptera; Pieridae.
UUUGCACGUUUUAUACACACUAACUUAAGUAAAUGUUCACAGUUAAUUUUUUGGUUUGGCCUCAACAAUGGACAAUUCUCACUGUAAAUCGGAUUCAAAGGCAAGCAAUGAAACAACUGAUACUAAUUGCUUGAUUUCUAAAUUAAGACGACUUAAAUUACAAGAGCAAAUAUUAACAUCUGCAGUCAACCAAAUUUGCAGUAAUACAGAAACAGAAAAUGCAAACUUUACGAACGAUACUGAUUUUAAAAUAUAUCUAUCGAAAUUAAGGAAUGCUCAUAGUGAAAUAAGGAAUUUAUUUGAGGAUAUUCACGUUGCAACACAAAAUCAAGAGAAUUUGAAAAAUAUUGAACUUGAUGACGUGAAAAGAGAUAUUCUAACUUUCGAAGAUAAACUAGGGUUAUUUAAAGAGUUCAUUCGUAGAGAAUUGUCAAUUUUAAAAGUUGCUGCAAAAGAACUAAAUGUUCAGCUUUCCGAAAAUAACGAUGAGAUAAAGUUUAGUAAAAUAACUAAAGUUCAAUCAAAACAAUUUAAUGAGGUUGUACCAAGCCCAGUAAGAGUUCUAAUAAAAUCUCCAUUCAAAUGUCAGGAGGUUCAACGUCUUCAAGACUUCAUGAAAAAUAGUCCCAAUCGAUACGGUGGUUGGAACGAGUACAACCACAAUAUAUUUACCCAAAUUUGGAAGAAACAUUUUGAAUGCAUAGACAUAACUAAUGAAUUGAUUACCUUAGAAAACUUUGAAUUUUCUAACUUCAGAGACGAAAUUAUACACAAGAUAGCAGGGAUAAAAGACGUCGAUAUAAUUUCCCACGCCCGCUGGUAUUUAGAAUAUGUUUUGUUAAAAAGUCAACAGGACGUGGCAUUAAGCAAAUGGCAAGAAAAUAAAAGGAAAAUUAAAAAUCAAAAUACAGAGAGAGCGAGUGACACAUUAAAAAACAAGGGUCAAUUGUUUGAGCUAAACAAGCGAGACAUUCAAACAAAACACGCCAAAUAUCCUACAAAAAAAUUACAUACUCUUGAUAGUCAUGCUUUGUCGGAUGAAGAUUUUAUGUCGGAGAAUAAACAGAGCGAGAAACCUCGAAAUGAGGGCAAGUAUACAAUUGAUGGAACUAUGAAUACUUCAAAAACAAAAGAGUGUCGUCAUGUUAAAAAUAAAGAAUGUGAAAGACACGUCACUUCGUCAACCUUUCUGAAGCCGACAAUUCAGUGGAAGAACAGGACUGAUCUCAUGAAGACUGAGUCGAAACAAAUCAAUUUCGACAUAGAUGAAAUAAAAAAAUUGAAGCCGGCAACAUGGAGAUGUGGCAUACAAAGUGUUUAAUAAAAUUUAAAUGAUG